This is a messenger RNA of Eupeodes corollae, 831 nucleotides long. RefSeq lists its product as uncharacterized. The record is from RefSeq and is a predicted model, not a curated record. NCBI's taxonomy places the organism in Eukaryota, Metazoa, Arthropoda, Insecta, Diptera, Syrphidae. The transcript has a single exon. Bases 1 to 831 code for a protein of 276 amino acids.
AUGGAUGCUUCGGAGAAGGCAUUUGCUGCUGUAUCAUAUUGGCGCUUCGAGCAUAAUGCAGCAGUCGAAGUUGCAAUUGCCAUGGCUAAGGCGAAGGUUGCUCCGGUUAAAAGACUGUCAGUACCUCGCUUAGAGUUACAGGCGGCUGUGCUUGGGGUGCGGAUUGCGGAAACUGUGAGAAGUUCUCACUCAAUUCGAGCUGAUGACAUCAUCUUUAUCUCCGAUUCUAAGACGGUGCUCUCAUGGAUUAGUUCUUCCACCUUCAAAUUCCCAAGUUUCGUUGCUGUUCGUGUUGGAGAAAUUUUAGAAACUACUAAUCCGCAUCAGUGGUGGUUCUUAAGAUCUGCGGAUAAUGUUGCGGAUGACGGAACCAGAUGGUGCGACAAUGCAGAAAGCUCUAAUAACUCGAGAUGGUUUGCAGGACCCGAAUUUUUGAAGCUUCCCCAAGUUGAUUGGCCAGUUACGCCAGGGAAAGUUAUCGCUAAUGCAAAUAAGGUAAGCACAAUUGAUUUAUCUAAAUUCCCAGUAAAUUUGCAUAGACAUCAACCAAUAUCAUUUAAAAUAUUUGAUGAGUUAAAACCAAGAUUUCGAGCUAGAUGGUUUUCGGCAGUCAGAGUAGUGGCACUAUUACUUCGUUUUAAAGACUUGUUGAGUAAAAAGGGAAUUGAAACAGAGCCUUUCGCAACACCUUCAGAAAUUGUAAGAGCUCAGGACUGGUUAUUUCGGAAAAUCCAGCAAGAUGCCUUUUCGGAUGAAAUUACUUGUCUGCAAGCUAAUCGAAGUUUUAGGGACCACGAGUACCUUAUUGAAUCUGUGUCCGUUUAUCGAUGA